CAUCUAUUGGGACCCUCGCAAAAUGGAACCGGCCUCCUUUUGCGAAGUCUUGUCUGCCCCUCAGGUCUCUGGCCCUGGAUGGGGUGUGUUCAGAAGACUUCACGCCCCACCGCCCCACCGGCCGGGCUGCGCUGCCCGCUGGGGCCAGCAGGGGGAGCCCGCGGUCAGGCCGGAGGGGGCGGGAUGGAGGCGGGGCCACGAGGCCGGCUGGGCCAAUAAAGGCGGCUGCACGCCGCUGCGGCUAACUCCGCCCUUUGGGCGCCCGUGACCCUCGCUUCUGGAGUCUCUGCUGGCCCGUGGCUCUCCUGCCCGGACCCGCACCCACGAUGCUGGCGCUACGCUGCGGCCCCCGUCUGCUCGGCCCCCUCUCCGGCCCGCGCUCUGCGCACCUGCGCCUACCCGCGGCCCGCGCUUGCAGCAGCGGCUCCCGAGACCCGUCCUCUUCCUCCCGGAACCCGCUCGUGUACCUGGACGUGGGCGCCGACGGGCAGCCGCUCGGCCGCGUGGUGCUGGAGCUGAAGGCAGAUGUCGUCCCAAAGACAGCAGAGAACUUCAGAGCCCUGUGCACCGGGGAGAAGGGCUUCGGCUACAAAGGCUCCACCUUUCACAGAGUGAUUCCGUCCUUCAUGUGCCAGGCUGGGGACUUCACCAACCACAACGGCACAGGGGGGAGGUCCAUCUACGGGAGCCGCUUUCCUGACGAGAACUUCAAACUGAAGCACAAGGGGCCAGGUGUCCUGUCCAUGGCAAAUGCAGGCCCCAACACGAACGGCUCCCAGUUCUUCAUUUGCACCACAAAGACAGACUGGCUGGAUGGCAAACAUGUUGUGUUUGGCCAUGUCAAAGAGGGCAUGGAAGUCGUGAAGAAAAUAGAAUCUCUCGGCUCCAAGAGUGGGAAGACAUCCAAGAAGAUUGUCAUCACGGACUGCGGCCAGGUCAGCUAACCCGCCGUGGCCAGGGCUCUAGGCCAGCGGGAGCUGCUGGCAACAGGGAGUUGACUCACCCAAGCGGCCGCCUCGGGCUCCCAGCGCGGGGGCCCCUUGGAGUUGCCUGUGCUCCCUCCACCUCCUCUGUG
Messenger RNA from Delphinapterus leucas (beluga whale), 1075 nucleotides. RefSeq names its product peptidylprolyl isomerase F (gene PPIF). NCBI's taxonomy places the organism in Eukaryota, Metazoa, Chordata, Mammalia, Artiodactyla, Monodontidae. Gene Ontology annotation, cellular component: cytoplasm. Gene Ontology annotation, molecular function: peptidyl-prolyl cis-trans isomerase activity; cyclosporin A binding. Gene Ontology annotation, biological process: protein folding; protein peptidyl-prolyl isomerization. The record is from RefSeq and is a predicted model, not a curated record.